Messenger RNA from Lotus japonicus, 1307 nucleotides. RefSeq names its product transcription factor TCP19. Bases 163 to 1161 code for a protein of 332 amino acids. The record is from RefSeq and is a predicted model, not a curated record. Gene Ontology annotation, molecular function: sequence-specific DNA binding; DNA-binding transcription factor activity. Lineage: Eukaryota; Viridiplantae; Streptophyta; Magnoliopsida; Fabales; Fabaceae. The transcript has 2 exons. Gene Ontology annotation, cellular component: nucleus.
UUCUGUCCAAAUUAAAUUUACUACUUCAUUUUUUUUAUAUAAUUUUUUUUAAUUCUUAAACCUCUCUUCUAAUCUUCAAUUAGUCUCUCUAAUCUCUUUGCAGUGCCAGAAAUCUUCAAACAACAGUCAACUCUCAUCAAAACCCUGCUUCAACCCACACAGAUGGAAAUGAAUCCUACUCACAACGGUGGUUUCAGCGAAGGAGAAAACGGCACAAACAGUGCCGAUAUAUCUCCCUCGGAGACGACGGUGGCAAUGGUGGAACCGCCGGAACAGCCGCCAGAAAUGAAAGAAGAGCUCACGGAGACAGAGCAUAGGCUGGUUGAGUCCUUUCCAACGGGUGUUAUCACGGUGGCAGCCCCGGCGGCGAAGAAACCGUCGAAGGACCGUCACACGAAGGUGGAGGGACGUGGCCGGAGAAUCCGAAUGCCGGCGACGUGCGCCGCCAGAAUCUUCCAGCUGACCCGGGAGCUAGGCCACAAGUCCGACGGUGAAACAAUCCGGUGGCUGCUGGAGCAGGCGGAACCGUCGAUCAUAGAAGCCACCGGCACCGGGACAGUCCCGGCCAUCGCUGUAUCAGUCGGUGGAACACUGAAGAUUCCAACAUCUUCUCCGGCGAGGCCGGAGGGAGAAGACGACAACCCCAGGAAGCGAAGGAGGAGACCCUCCAACAGCGAGUUCAUUGACAUUAAGGAUCAAGCUUCAGUCUGCUCAGGGCUCGCACCGAUUGCACAGACCGCUUACGGUGGCGCUGGCGGUGGAUUAGUCCCUAUGUGGCCGGUGGCUAACGGUGGCGGCGGCGGCGGGGGUAAUCCAACAGGGCCUUACUUCAUGUUCCCAAACACUGCAAACCAACCUCAGUAUUGGGCCAUACCCGCUAAUACAGUGGGCCCGUUUUUCAAUGUUGAAGGCAGACCCAUUUCUGGUUUUGUUUCUGCUAUGCAAAUUGCUGAGGCUGCUUCUGCUAACUCCUCUUCUUCUACUUUUGCUCCUGCUUUGAGCUCACCUACUACUGCUACUACUAGCUCUGCUGUUACUACCUCUUCUUCAUCCACUCAGAUGCUCAGGGAUUUCUCUUUGGAGAUUUAUGACAAGAGAGAGUUGCAGUUUUUGGGUGGCUCUUCUGCUCAUUCUGAAUCACCUUCAACUUCCAACCCUUGAAAUUUAAUAUCAUAUCAGAAAAUGGCUUAGACUUUGACAAAUUUUUUUGCUUCAAUUUGGGAACAAAAGUAUAUAGGUAGUUUUUUGCUAUCUUGGUAUUUGUCUCUUUUUGGCUAAUAUAAGGAACACUUUUUGAAGCUUUUUAA